Molecule: messenger RNA, 1880 nt
Organism: Solenopsis invicta (red fire ant)
Lineage: Eukaryota; Metazoa; Arthropoda; Insecta; Hymenoptera; Formicidae
Product: E3 ubiquitin-protein ligase HUWE1-like
Exons: 5
Coding region: 71-397 (108 amino acids)
Biological process (GO): protein polyubiquitination; positive regulation of protein catabolic process; proteasome-mediated ubiquitin-dependent protein catabolic process
Cellular component (GO): nucleus
Molecular function (GO): ubiquitin-protein transferase activity
Source: RefSeq, a predicted model, not a curated record
CUAGGUGAAUUAAUUUGGCGUCAACAAUGUGCGAAAUUUAAUACCAAAUGGACGUAAUACAGUUAUUGUUAUGGAAAAGACCAAACUUGAAUAUAUUAGGCUCAUGUGUCAAAUGAAAAUGACUGGAGCAAUUUGUAAGCAAUUCAAUGGUUCUGGUGUAUUCAAUGGUUCUGGUGCAUUGCAAGGUUUUAAUCAAGCGGAUUGUUCGAAGUUCUUACAAUUUAUCACUGGUACAUCUAAAGUGCCGUUACAAAGUUUUGCUGCGUUAGAAGGCAUGAACGGCAUACAAAAGUUCCAAAUUCACAGAGAAGACAAGUUGACAGAUAGGCUUUCAUUUGCACAUAUUUGUUUCAAUCAACUGGAUUUGCCAGUGUACGAGACGUAUGAUAAACUCUAAACAAAUCUACUCAAGGCGACUUACGAAUGCACCAAAGAAUUUGGAUUUGCAUAAGCUUACCAGAAUUUGCUCCAGUACAAUUUCGACAGUUAUGUGUAUGAAUCUUAUCUUUAAAAGAAAUCGGAGCUACCUUGUGCAUCAAAGUGACUUUGGAAGAAGAGAAGCAAGAUCCUGCAAACACAAAUAUUAAAUUACAUGGUUCCUAUUUAUGAAUCAUGUAUGAUGAAUUAAUAGGUAGAAAAUGAUAAUCUUUUUUUAAAGAUUUAUUCUUUAUUUAUAAAAAUGUAACUGUCAAAAAAUUCAAUGGCAUGUAUAAUUCAAUGUAUAUUUUAUAAUUUUUUUUUUAAUUUAUCAAAAUAGAGCUUAUAAUUAAAUAGACGUUAAUUACUUCAAUAACAUAUCAAUGGAUUAAUGUUAGUAUUAUUACUGAAUAGAUUAUUAAUAUCUAUUUAAUCUAUAAAUCUUGAUACAUGAGAGUUAAUGUGUAUGAUAAAAUGAAAAUAUAUAUUUCGUAUUUAUAAAGUCGUAUAAGUGUAAUAAUACAUAUUAUAGCAAUUAGAGCACUGUGAUUCGCUACGUUCACAAGAUAGUUUUAUAUAUAACAUUGCGUAUAACAAUUUUUGUAAGUACGUUAAAAAUUUUGCAAGCAAUAGGCUAUUGCACGUCCGAAAUGUUAUCACUGGCUGUAAAGAUCCAACCAUAAGUUUGGUCUCUAGAAUAUCAUCGAUUGAACGCGAAAUUGUAUCGAUUAAAAUCGAAAUUGUACUGGAGCAAAUUCUGGUAAACUUAUGCAAAUCCAAAUUCUUUGGUGCAUUCGUAAGUCGCCUUGAGUAGAUUUGUUUAGAGUUUAUCAUACGUCUCGUACACUGGCAAAUCCAGUUGAUUGAAACUGCAAUUAAAAAAUACAAUUUUAGUCUUGUAAUUUUAUAUUAAUUUAAUUUUAACUUAUACACACAUAUGACAAGGUAUUAAAACAAUUUCUUUUUUCAUAUAUUAACCAAAUAUGUGCAAAUGAAAGCCUAUCUGUCAACUUGUCUUCUCUGUGAAUUUGGAACUUUUGUAUGCCGUUCAUGCCUUCUAACGCAGCAAAACUUUGUAACGGCACUUUAGAUGUACCAGUGAUAAAUUGUAAGAACUUCGAACAAUCCGCUUGAUUAAAACCUUGCAAUGCACCAGAACCAUUGAAUCUGUGAGUGGAAAAAAGAUGGUAUAAUUCAAGUCUUUCAAACUUGAGCUAAUACAAAAUAUCAAAAUGUACCUACACACCAGAACCAUUGAAUCUGUGAGUGGAAAAAAGAUGGUAUAAUUCAAGUCUUUCAAACUUGAGCUAAUACAAAAUAUCAAAAUGUACCUAUAAAGACGUAGCAGUGUAUUUAUGAUACUCAAUAUUUGCUUUAAGAUCCUCCUUUAAGAUAUUUACAGUAAGCAAGCCACCGAUCAAUAGUUCAAGUUCUUGUUCAUUAAAUAUGAAAAUUGGUCGUUU